Impatiens glandulifera is the source of this 2133-nucleotide messenger RNA. RefSeq names its product protein NRT1/ PTR FAMILY 7.3-like. Bases 119 to 1909 code for a protein of 596 amino acids. The record is from RefSeq and is a predicted model, not a curated record. Gene Ontology annotation, cellular component: membrane. Lineage: Eukaryota; Viridiplantae; Streptophyta; Magnoliopsida; Ericales; Balsaminaceae. Gene Ontology annotation, molecular function: transmembrane transporter activity. The transcript is spliced from 5 exons. Gene Ontology annotation, biological process: transmembrane transport.
CCGGCUGGUUUAUAGAUCUCCUGACCAGACUGGAUCAUCAACAUCUCUCUCUAUCUCUCUCCUGUUUCUUCUGAAGUUCUAGCCCUAGCUAGUCAAGUAUCCCCAUUUGGAUCAUCCAAUGGCUGGUUGUCUAAAGUUUUCAAAAAAGGAAGGAAAGUCUGAUGAAUUUGAAGAAUGUUCAACAACACUAGAUGGAACAGUUGAUAAACAUGGAAAACCUGCCAUUCGAGACAGAACCGGUCAAUGGGUUGCCGGUUUUAUUAUCCUCUUGAAUCAAGGAUUGGCUACACUUGCUUUCUUUGGUGUUGGUGUGAAUUUGGUUUUGUUCUUGACAAGAGUUUUACAACAAGACAAUGCUGAGGCAGCAAACAAUGUCAGCAAAUGGACUGGAACUGUCUAUAUUUUCUCUCUUGUUGGUGCAUUUCUCAGUGAUUCCUAUUGGGGAAGAUACAAGACAUGUGCUGUCUUCCAACUAAUCUUUGUUCUUGGUUUGGCACUACUAUCGCUAGCAUCCAACUUGUUUUUGCUCAAACCGAAUGGUUGUGGAGAUCGAACUACCAAAUGCCAACCUCAUUCCGGUUGGGAAGUUUGGUUCUUCUAUAUCGCAAUCUAUUUGAUAGCACUUGGAAACGGAGGUUACCAACCGAACAUAGCUACAUUUGGUGCGGAUCAGUUUGAUGAAGAGGAUCCGAGGGAGGGUCUCUCGAAAGUUGCCUUCUUUAGUUAUUUUUAUUUGGCUUUGAACCUCGGUUCCUUAUUCUCCAACACGAUUUUGGGAUAUUUCGAGGAUGAGGGAUUGUGGGCUCUAGGAUUUUGGGCUUCAACAGCUUCUGCUUUUGCUGCGCUAGUUCUUUUUCUAUGUGGAACGUCCAGAUACAGGCACUUUAAGCCGAGUGGAAACCCUCUUUCACGGUUUAGCCAAGUGAUUGUAGCUGCUGUAAAGAAAUCAAGGGUUGAGAUGCCGUUGUCGGGUGAAGAGAACUUGUAUAAUGGAAGUAACAAGGAAAGUUAUGGUCGUAAAAUGCUUCACAGUCAUGGAUUCAAGUUUUUGGAUAGAGCUGCGUACAUCUCGUCGAGAGAUUCAGACGAUCAACAGAAGGGUGUCCAUAACCGAUGGCAACUAUGUCCGGUUUCACAAGUAGAAGAGGUGAAAUGCAUAUUAAGAUUACUACCAAUAUGGCUAUGCACCAUACUAUACUCGGUAGUCUUCACCCAAAUGGCUUCCCUCUUCGUCGAGCAAGGAGCCACCAUGAAUUGCAAGAUCUCAAACUUCCAAAUCCCUCCUGCAAGCAUGUCAAGUUUCGACAUCGUCAGUGUAGCUAUAUUCAUCUUCCUCUACAGGCGAGUCCUAGACCCCAUUGUGGCCCGAAUCAAGAAAACCAGCUCCAGAGGACUAACCGAGCUUCAAAGAAUGGGGGUUGGGUUAGUCAUCGCAAUCCUCGCAAUGCUAUCAGCAGGGAUCGUCGAGUGUUACAGGCUAAAGUACGCAAAAAAAGACUGCAUGCACUGCGAAGGGUCGAGUUCUUUGAGCGUGUUUUGGCAGGUGCCUCAGUACGCAUUGAUAGGAGCAUCGGAAGUGUUCAUGUACGUGGGUCAGCUAGAGUUCUUCAACGCUCAGGCUCCAGACGGGCUGAAGAGUUUCGGGAGUGCGUUGUGCAUGACUUCAAUUUCGUUGGGGAACUACGUAAGCAGUUUGUUGGUUACAAUGGUUGUGAAGAUCUCGACCGAAGAUCAUAUGCCAGGGUGGAUUCCGAGAAACCUGAACAAGGGUCAUUUAGAUAGAUUCUAUUUCCUAUUGGCUGGUUUGACUGCUAUUGAUUUGGUGGUGUAUGUUGCAUGUGCAAGGUGGUAUAAGAGCAUCAAAGUGGAAACCACAGCUGUUGGAGAUAAUCAAGAUGUUCAUGUUUGAAGAUCCAUCACUAAAUUAUGAAUAAGGAAGGAGAUGAGACAGUUUAGAUCUCUUUAUCAAAUCAUCUUUAUCUCUAUUGUAAUGUUUGUGAAGGUCACUCAACUAAUGUAAUAUAACUUGAUCAAGAUAACUUCUCCUUUUUCUUCAAGGCAGUUAAGAUCAUCUGUCUUAAAGCAGGGGUUGUUUGAACUUAAGAAUCAUCAAUCAAAAUAUCAGGUGGGUUA